This is a messenger RNA of Nylanderia fulva, 1831 nucleotides long. RefSeq lists its product as uncharacterized. Lineage: Eukaryota; Metazoa; Arthropoda; Insecta; Hymenoptera; Formicidae. The record is from RefSeq and is a predicted model, not a curated record.
UACAUUUAUAUCUGGCAUUUUAUUAAAAUUAUUAUGUAAGACAUAUAUUGAAGGUAGUGAAGACGUCAUAUAUGAAUAAUAUAUGCAGAUGAUGGAACGCGAUCGCCAAUAUGAGAAUACUUCAACUGGAUUGCAAAUAUUGUAAUAAAGAUUUACUGCAAAUUCCUGAAAGAAAUGAGAAACCAGCAGAGACGUGUAUAAAAAAUGAACUGUCUGUACAUGAUUCUGCGUUGGUUUCUAUUUCCAUUAAAGAAGAAAAAAUUACAAAGCAAGAACUAUACGUGCCACAUAAGGUUGUAAAUUUGGAACCUGAUUCUUCCGAGAACAUUCAGGAUGAUCUAUUAACGCAAGAAGAACUUGAAGAAACUAGAAAUGAAGAACUUACUCUAAGUGAUUUGAAUCUGAAGAAGCAAUCCACCAGUCAAACGUUUUACGAGUGUAACAUAUGUACGAAGCUUUUUCGAUCAAAGAAUCUGUUCGAGGGUCAUUUAGUAGCGCACAGUGACGCUCGACCCUAUCACUGCGACGUUUGCGGCAAAUCCUUCAAGAGGACGAACACUUUGGCGGUACACAAACGAAUCCACACUCACGAGAGAAACUUUGUCUGCGACGUGUGCGGUCGCGCGUUUGUCCAGGCCUCUCAGCUGGCUACCCACCACAAACGUCACUUCGAGAAGUACACGAGACACUGUGAGAUCUGCAACAAGGGCUUCUUCACGAAUGCCGAGCUCCACGGGCACAUGAACGUGAAGCACGGGGCCAAGGAACACGUGUGUACCGCCUGCGACAAGUCGUUUCCUAAUAAUCACACCCUGGUGCGUCACCUGAAGAUUCACGAUCCUAACUUCAAACCUGUGAAGCAUCAGUGCGAGUUCUGCGGCAAGACAUUCGCCUACAAGAACUCGCUGGUGGUGCACGUCAAGUCGCACACUGGCGAAAAUAAAUACGAUUGCCAUCUGUGCGGUAAGUCGGUAUCGUCUAAAGGAUCCCUUCAGGAUCAUCUGCGUCUUCAUGGUGGGGAAAAGUCGUUGGUCUGCGAUGUAUGCGGCAAGGCUUUUCACAAGAGGACAACGUUGGUCGUGCACAAGAGAACACACACCGGCGAAAAGCCUUAUUCGUGCGAUACCUGUGGAAAAUCCUUCACGCAACACUCAACUCUUGUUAUACAUAAACGAUAUCACACGGGUCAAAGACCGUAUCAGUGUAGUUAUUGUAACAAAUCGUUUGUAUCUAAAGGAUUAUUGAACGCUCACAAUAAAGUACACUUAGUUAAUGUGAUGCUCAUGUAGCCAGUGCACACAAAUAGUUCUAUAGUUUAAAUCUUUAUUUUAAAUACAGGUAAUUUCUAUUGUACUAGAUCAAUUGUGUCUUAUAUUAGAAACACUUGCGUGAUAUUAUCAGACUUGUGUAUAAACUUAAACAAUUUUGUGAGAUAAAGUGAAGCGAUAUUACUCGAUUUCCUCUAUUCUAAAGUCAUCAAAAUUAAGAACAUUUCCACCCUUCCAAGAUUUCUUUCUGAGAUUUUUCUUAGUUUCCAUAAUUAUUUUAAUGACACAUGCGUAGAAAAAAAAUUUUGGAUACUUUGUUUUUUCAUUUGCAUUCAAAUAUGAAAAACCACAAAUAUGAAAUAGUAAAAGAGAAAAACCUUAGAUUAGAGGAAAAUCUAAAAUAGAGACAAUUAGUUAUAUACUGCCAUCUUGUAGUUUGAUACUGCAUCUAUAAUGUGUGUAUGUAUGUGUAUGAUUGCUUACAUAUUUGAUUUUCAUUAAUAGUUUCUUCAAAAGAAAUGUAACAUUGCUAACACGUUAUAUUUGUAAAUUAAUUGUUUAUA